This is a messenger RNA of Myzus persicae (green peach aphid), 2196 nucleotides long. RefSeq names its product heat shock protein 70 B2-like. The record is from RefSeq and is a predicted model, not a curated record. Lineage: Eukaryota; Metazoa; Arthropoda; Insecta; Hemiptera; Aphididae. Gene Ontology annotation, cellular component: cytoplasm. Gene Ontology annotation, biological process: protein refolding; cellular response to unfolded protein. The coding region runs from base 145 to 2016 and encodes 623 amino acids. The transcript is spliced from 6 exons. Gene Ontology annotation, molecular function: misfolded protein binding; ATP-dependent protein folding chaperone; heat shock protein binding.
GUGUGUUCGGCUUUGUAUGCGUUUUCUCCGACACUUCAACAGUCAAGUGACCGUUACGCAUUUUAUUUUGUUUAGCUCGCUCCGGCCGUGUGAUAACACCUCGUUUAUCCGUUUUCGUUUUCGUUUCAUAAGCCAUUUUGAAAAAUGACCAAAAUACCAGCCGUGGGCAUAGAUCUGGGCACCACUUACUCGUGUGUGGGGGUGUGGCAGCACGGAAAAGUGGAAAUCAUCGCCAACGACCAGGGAAAUCGGACGACACCCAGCUACGUGGCGUUCACGGACUCGGAAAGGCUGAUCGGAGAUGCCGCCAAGAGUCAGGUGGCCAUGAAUCCGCGGAAUACGGUUUUCGAUGCCAAACGUUUAGUAGGUCGUAAAUUCGACGAUCCAAAAAUACAAGCGGACAUGAAACACUGGUCGUUUGAAGUGGUUAAUGAGGGUGGCUUGCCCAAAAUAGCCGUCGAGUAUAAAGGCGAGAGGAAAAUAUUCGCCCCUGAAGAAGUUAGUUCGAUGGUGCUAACGAAAAUGAAAGAAAUCGCCGAAGUCUACCUUGGCGGAAAGGUCACCGACGCCGUGGUCACUGUACCGGCGUACUUCAACGAUUCCCAAAGACAAGCCACCAAAGACGCUGGAGCCAUCGCCGGACUCAACGUGCUGCGGAUAAUCAACGAACCCACGGCCGCAGCUCUGGCUUACGGUCUCGACAAGAACCUGAAGGGCGAGAAGAACGUGCUGAUAUUCGACCUGGGCGGCGGCACGUUCGACGUGUCGAUCCUGGCCAUCGACGAGGGUUCGUUGUUCGAAGUGAAGUCGACGGCCGGCGACACGCACUUGGGCGGAGAAGACUUCGACAACAGGUUGGUGACGCAUUUCGUCGAGGAGUUCAAGAGGAAGUGCAAGAAGGACAUCAGCGGAAACACUAGGGCCCUGCGACGACUGCGGACGGCCUGCGAGAGGGCCAAACGGACGCUGUCGUCGAGCACCGAAGCGUCCCUCGAGAUCGACGCCCUGCACGACGGGGUCGAUUUUUACUCGAAAAUCACCAGGGCCCGGUUCGAAGAAAUGUGCAUGGACCUGUUCCGGUCUACACUUUCGCCCGUGGAAAAAGCACUGGCCGACGCGAAAAUGGACAAGAGCAGCAUACACGACGUAGUGCUCGUCGGGGGUUCGACCAGAAUACCAAAGAUACAGAAAAUGUUACAGGAUUUCUUUUGCGGCAAAUCGCUAAACCUGUCCAUCAAUCCUGACGAGGCCGUGGCGUACGGAGCUGCCGUCCAGGCUGCCAUUCUCAGCGGCGAUACCAGUUCGGCCAUCCAAGACGUACUUUUGGUUGAUGUCACUCCCCUGUCGCUCGGCAUCGAGACAGCAGGUGGCGUAAUGACCAAACUUGUGGAACGCAAUUCUCGCAUACCGUGUAAACAACAACAAACAUUUACCACGUACUCCGACAACCAGGCGGCUGUCACGAUCACGGUGUUCGAAGGUGAACGAGCAAUGACCAAGGACAACAAUCUGUUGGGUACAUUUAAUUUGACGGGAAUCCCUCCCGCACCACGUGGUGUCCCAAAAAUCGAAGUCACGUUCGACUUGGACGCCAACGGUAUUCUCAAUGUGUCCGCCAAGGAAAUCAGCACGGGCAAGUCCGAAAGGAUUACCAUAAAGAACGACAAAGGUCGAUUGUCCAAAGAAGAUAUUGACAAAAUGUUGAAGGAAGCGGAGAUGUAUAGACAAGAGGACGAAAAACAAAAGGAGCGCGUUACCGCCAGGAACCAAUUGGAGAGCUACGCGUUUAGUGUCAAACAAGCGAUUGAAGAAGCUGGCUCGAAACUUCCAGAGACGGACAAGAAAGCGAUAUUAGAAAGCUGUAAAGCGGUGAUCACGUGGUUGGAGACAAACACAUUAGCUGAUAAAGACGAGUUUGAAGAUAAAUUGAAAGACCUGCAGAAAGAGUGUUCACCGAUCAUGACCAAACUACACCAAGCUGGUGCAAAAGGACCAAACGUCGAAGAAGUCGAUUAAACAGUUUAAAUUGUUUUCAAAAUGCGUUUGAUGGGAAUUGUUUACAAUUUUAAAAGAUUUAAUAAAAUUUAAUUACCAAUUUGAGAUUCACAUAAGAUAUUAUAAUAAGGUGCUAAACUGCUGAAUAUUGAGAUCAAUAUAAAAUUAAUGUUUUACUCAAACAUUUUAUAGAGCACAUAA